Messenger RNA from Kickxella alabastrina, 693 nucleotides. RefSeq names its product calmodulin mutant SYNCAM11. Gene Ontology annotation, cellular component: myosin II complex. Bases 129 to 599 code for a protein of 156 amino acids. Gene Ontology annotation, biological process: mitotic actomyosin contractile ring assembly. Lineage: Eukaryota; Fungi; Kickxellomycota; Kickxellomycetes; Kickxellales; Kickxellaceae. The record is from RefSeq and is a predicted model, not a curated record. The transcript is spliced from 2 exons. Gene Ontology annotation, molecular function: calcium ion binding.
CAUUUUUAUAUUGCUUGCUCUGUUUAUUGUUUUUUCAAAUAUUUCUUUUUCAUUUCCUUUUAUUACAUUCAAUUUCAAUUUCACCCUCGCGAAUUCCAUCUACAUACUCUAAUCCACAUAGUUAUAAAAUGCCGAGCGAUACACCCACCCAGGAGCAGCUGAACGAGUUUAAGGAGGCAUUUGGUCUGUUUGACCGCACUGGUGGCGGCACGAUCCCCCCGUCGUCGCUCGGCACUCUUCUGCGCGCGCUCGGACAGAACCCGACCGAGGCCGACGUGCACGACCUCACUGGUGACAUUGAUCCCUCGGAUGAAUCGAACGGAAUCGACUUCAAGUCAUUUGUUGAAAUUGUCAUGCGCCCCGGAGGCUUCAACUCUGCCAACUCGGAGGCCUCGUUUAAUGAGUUUGUCCAGGCGUUCCAGGUUUUUGACCGCGAGGGCAAUGGCUUUAUCUCGGCCGGUGAGCUGAGAUACGUGCUGACCAGCCUCGGCGAGGCCCUGUCGGACGCUGAGGUUGACGAGCUGCUGAAGGGCGUGCCCAUGGACAAGCACGGGAACAUCAACUACGAGGAGUUUGUUCGGACUCUGACGAGCAACUAGGGCCUAUAAGUCUGUUACUCUUUUCUCUACUUUUAAAUGCCGGGCGGCUUUGGUCCGGCUAGGUUUUUUAUUACAAAAUUUUCUUUCUGUCUCA